Molecule: messenger RNA, 661 nt
Organism: Podarcis raffonei (Aeolian wall lizard)
Lineage: Eukaryota; Metazoa; Chordata; Lepidosauria; Squamata; Lacertidae
Gene: PVALB
Product: parvalbumin
Exons: 5
Coding region: 133-465 (110 amino acids)
Cellular component (GO): cytoplasm; nucleus
Molecular function (GO): calcium ion binding
Source: RefSeq, a predicted model, not a curated record
CCGAAAUAGAAGAGGCAAGGAGCCUAUAUAAGUGGGGUGCCCACCCGGGGUUUCACCUUCCUGUGUGAGCACCUUCAAAAACCCACCAGCCUUUCCUAGCGCGCCUGGCACAAACGUUAGACAGUUGCAAGGAUGGCGAUGACUGACGUGCUCAGCGCUGACGAUAUCAAGAAGGCGGUGGCAGCCUUUGCAGCUGCCGAUUCUUUUAACUACAAGAAGUUCAUUCAGCUGGUGGGAUUGAAAGCUAAGAGCAAAGAAGAUGUGAAGAAAUGUUUCCACAUUCUGGACAAAGAUAAAAGCGGUUACAUUGAGGAGGAUGAACUAAAGUUUGUAUUGAAGGGCUUUACCCCUGACGCCAGGGACCUGACUGAUAAAGAAACCAAGGAAUUCUUGGCCGCUGGAGAUAAGGAUGGAGAUGGCAAAAUUGGUGUUGAUGAAUUCUCAACCUUGGUGGCUGAAGCAUAAAGGCAUUGACCAAUCUCAACCCUUCAUGCACCCUUCAUUGCCUGAUUCCAACUGUUUUUUGCUGACCUCCUUGGUUCCUCUUCUAUUUAUUUAUGUUAUUUUAUACUCCAACUCUGUUCCUUGCAGCCCUGCAACUCUGUAAAUUGUGCUGAAAGAUGCUGUUAAAAUAAUAAAGGUCACAUCAAUCUGGGCUCCA